Hibiscus syriacus is the source of this 2024-nucleotide messenger RNA. RefSeq names its product probable serine incorporator. The transcript has 13 exons. The coding region runs from base 291 to 1532 and encodes 413 amino acids. Lineage: Eukaryota; Viridiplantae; Streptophyta; Magnoliopsida; Malvales; Malvaceae. Gene Ontology annotation, cellular component: membrane. The record is from RefSeq and is a predicted model, not a curated record.
UCUUCAACUUUAUCAACCUUAGCAGAGAACCGUUUGACUGUUGUUAGAAAAACAUAACAUUAACCUGUGUUCUUAGCUGUAAAACCCGUGAAUACCACCACAGGGUUCAUAUGGUUGAAUCGGCCCCAAUGAGUCAAAGACUGCUUGCCAGUGAAGAAAAUUAUUUCAAAGAUUCCUUCACUCAUUUGUUAAUUCAUACACGCUUCUCCAUGCAAAAAGAACAUAGUGAGCUGGGAUCUACAACUGGUAUUUUUUCUUCUACUUUCUCGAGACAUUGAAUCUGUAAUGUCAUGAAGAGUGGCGGGUGUUGGAGGUGCAAAGUUGAAAUGGAGAGUGGUUUACCAGUCAGCCGCAAUGAAGGGCAUGGAGUUCUUAAGGAUGGUUCCUGGUUUGCCCAGUUCAGGAAUGGCUCCAACCCUUGGAUGGCUAGAUAUGUCUAUGCAGUGAUGUUUCUAGCUUCGAAUUUGCUCGCUUGGGCUGUCCGAGAUUACGGCCGCAAAGCGUUCCCGGAAAUGGAAAAACUGAAGAAUUGUCAAGGUGGCCAUGGUUGUUUGGGUGCGGAAGGAGUCCUACGUGUGAGCUUGGGAUGUUUUGCAUUCUUUUUUGUAAUGUUCCUUUCAACUGCUCGCACCGAAAGGAUGUACAAUUGCAGAGACUCAUGGCAUUCUGGAUGGUGGUCUGCAAAGAUUGCCCUCUGGAUUGCCUUGACGGUGAUAGCCUUUUUGGUUCCUACUAUUAUCGUACAGAUAUACGGGGAGAUUGCGCAUUUUGGUGCCGGGGUCUUCCUCUUAGUUCAGCUUGUAAGUGUCAUCAGUUUCAUUACAUGGCUGAAUGAUUAUUGUCAAUCCGAUAAAUUAUCGGAAAAAUGUCGGAUCCAUGUGAUGUCACUUGCAACUGCUGCAUAUGUUAUAUGCGUAGUUGGGAUCAUCAUGAUGUACAUCUGGUAUGCGCCGGAACCGUCCUGCCUCCUUAAUAUUUUCUUCAUCACGUGGACACUGGUACUCAUUCAACUCAUGAUGAGCGUUUCCCUCCACCCUAAAGUGAAUGCUGGCAUCUUGACUCCCGGGGUCAUGGGGCUUUAUGUUGUAUUCAUCUGUUGGUGUGCCAUCCGAAGUGAACCGGCUGGGGAAAAUUGCAUUAGGAAGGCAGAGGAAUCAAACAGAACAGAUUGGCUCACAAUCAUUAGCUUUGUCAUUGCGCUACUGGCUAUGGUUAUCGCUACGUUUUCGACCGGCAUCGAUUCUCAAUGUUUUCAGCUGCAGUUCAGGAAAAAGGAAGCACCAGCUGAAGAUGCAGUACCAUAUGGUUACGGCUUCUUCCACUUUGUUUUCGCCACCGGAGCAAUGUACUUUGCGAUGCUAUUGAUCGGAUGGAACACUCAUCACACUAUUAAAAAAUGGACUAUCGAUGUCGGUUGGACUAGUACCUGGGUCAGGAUAGUGAAUGAAUGGCUAGCCGUCUGUGUUUACUUGUGGAUGUUGUUGGCUCCCAUGAUAAGAUCGAGGUUUAGACAAACAAGUGAAGUUGCAUGAAGAAGCAGUUUGAAAGGUGCUCGGCCUCGGAAUUCAUUUAUUGCAGUUGGCUGCUAUGAUCCAUUGUUGCAUAUGUAGCAAUGGUGCUUCAGCUCAAAGAGGGGGAUAGGCAAAUACAAAUUAUAUUGAAAUUUGUCAAGCAAAAUGCCUAAUUAUACUUGUCAAUACACAAACUGAAGGAAGAUAUAAACUUCCUUCCACCGAGUCGUUAAUACAAGAAACUUACAAAUUUUGAUAUGGGGUCAUAUUUUAUGUCGUGUUUGAUCUUAGUUUCGUCCAUAAUGAGCACCUAGUUUGGCACAAGCCAUUUGGCGAUCCAAAAUGGUGCAAUUUGCCAUAUAAUAGCAAGGGGAUGCUCUUUUGAGACCAAAACAGAAGCAUUUGGCUCCCAUAUUUGGUGCUUGUCGUGUCUGUCACCCACAUUUCUUAAAUGCUUCCACGUGAAACUAUUUGUAAUUCCAGCUUUGGUGUUUUACUUGAACGUAUGUCACA